Rhinopithecus roxellana (golden snub-nosed monkey) is the source of this 2242-nucleotide messenger RNA. It is a transcript of the gene CLN3, whose product is annotated as CLN3 lysosomal/endosomal transmembrane protein, battenin. Gene Ontology annotation, biological process: lysosome organization; lysosomal lumen acidification. The record is from RefSeq and is a predicted model, not a curated record. The transcript has 17 exons. Gene Ontology annotation, cellular component: lysosome; membrane. Lineage: Eukaryota; Metazoa; Chordata; Mammalia; Primates; Cercopithecidae. Bases 688 to 2004 code for a protein of 438 amino acids.
GACCAGAGGGCACAUUUCAAACAGCAUUCUGAAGGCCUGGUGGUGAGAAAGAGCAGAUAGAGGUGGCACAGCCCAUAGCAGAGAUGAGGCCAAGGACAAGAAGAGAAUGCAGGAUGCCGCUUUCCACCUAGGGGAAGGUCUCUAAAACAAUUUGUAAAGUCAACAGAUGGGGAUAAGAAUGACCUGAAGCUGGUCGUCUUUGUUCGAAACCAGAAACACUCCUGCCUCAAAAAAAAAACAAAAACAAAAACAAAAAGGGAGGAGUAAGCAGGUCCAUAUUUGUUUCUGGCACGUGAGUGAAGGAAAGGAACUGAAGCCUCCCACAGCCAUAACUGGUCCUGGCAGGAUACCGUCUCGGUCCUGAGCGCCACUGAUCUAAGGUCAUGGCUCCGCUUGCUGCUCCCACCCCCUCCAGUUUAAAACCUGCGGUUCCAGGGUUCUCCGGCCCCUCCCUUUCUCACGCUCCGAAGCCGAGAAGGCCCAAAGCGAAGAUAGAGAGGACCCGGAAGUAGGGAAAACCUCUGAGCACGUGAUGGGGGAACACGCGGGUGCUGUCACGUGAUCCGACAGCCGGCCUCUGCAUAGUGCAGAACGUUCUGCUGCUCUUAAAGACCCUCAUCCCUCCCGUGGGAGCCCCCUUUGGACACUCUAUGACCCUGGACCCUUGGGGGACCUGAACUUGAUACGAUGGGAGGCUGUGCGGGCUCGCGGCGGCGCCUUUCGGAUUCCGAGGGUGAGGAGACCGUCCCGGAGCCACGGCUCCCUCUGUUGGACCAUCAGGGCGCGCAUUGGAAGAACGCGGUGGGCUUCUGGCUGCUGGGCCUUUGCAACAACUUCUCUUAUGUGGUGAUGCUGAGUGCUGCCCAUGACAUCCUUAGCCACGAGAGGACAUCGGGAAACCAGAGCCAUGUGGACCCAGGCCCAGCGCCCAUCCCCCACAACAGUUCAUCACGAUUUGACUGCAACUCUGUCUCUACGGCUGCCGUGCUCCUGGCAGACAUCCUCCCCACGCUCGUCAUCAAAUUGUUGGCUCCUCUUGGCCUUCACCUGCUGCCCUACAGCCCCCGGGUUCUUGUCAGUGGGAUUUGUGCUGCUGGAAGCUUCAUCCUGGUUGCCUUUUCUCAUUCUGUGGGGACCAGCCUGUGUGGUGUGGUCUUGGCUAGCAUCUCAUCAGGCCUCGGGGAGGUCACCUUCCUCUCCCUCACUGCUUUCUACCCCAGGGCUGUGAUCUCCUGGUGGUCCUCAGGGACUGGGGGAGCUGGGCUGCUGGGGGCCCUGUCCUACCUGGGCCUCACCCAGGCUGGCCUCUCCCCCCAGCAGACCCUGCUCUCCAUGCUGGGUAUCCCUGCCCUGCUGCUGGCCAGCUAUUUCUUGUUGCUCACAUCUCCUGAGGCCCAGGACCCUGGAGGGGAAGAAGAGGCAGAGAGCUCAUCCCGGCAGCCCCUCAUAAGAACCGAGGCCCCGGAGUUGAAGCCAGGCUCCAGCUCCAGCCUCUCCCUUCAGGAAAGGUGGACAGUGUUCAAGGGUCUGCUGUGGUACAUUGUCCCCUUGGUCGUGGUUUACUUUGCCGAAUAUUUCAUCAACCAGGGACUUUUUGAACUCCUCUUUUUCCGGAACACUUCCCUGAGUCACGCUCAGCAAUACCGCUGGUACCAGAUGUUGUACCAGGCUGGCGUCUUUGCCUCCCGCUCUUCUCUCCGCUGCUGUCACAUCCGUUUCACCUGGGCCCUGGCCCUGCUGCAGUGCCUCAACCUGGCAUUCCUGCUGGCGGACGUGUGGUUCGGCUUUCUGCCAAGCAUCUACUUCGUCUUCCUGAUCAUUCUGUAUGAGGGGCUCCUGGGAGGCGCAGCCUACGUGAACACCUUCCACAACAUCGCCCUGGAGACCAGUGAUGAGCACCGGGAGUUUGCAAUGGCGGCCACCUGCAUCUCUGACACGCUGGGGAUCUCCCUGUCGGGGCUCCUGGCUUUGCCUCUGCACGACUUCCUCUGCCAGCUAUCCUGAUACUUGGGAUCCUUGGGACGCAGGUCACAUUCACCUGUGGGCAGAGGGGCAGGUCACAUAGCCAGGCCCACCCUAGAGCCCCUCCACGAACUGUGCUCCUGGCCUUUCCAGCAGGGCUGGGAGUAGGGAAGGGCUGAGACCUUGUUCCCCUUGCAGCGGGGGUCAGCCAUUGUCUCCUGCUCAGGGAGUUUCUUCCUGGCAUCAUGCCCUCUGAAUAAAAGCCGAUUUUAUCCAUGGA